AUAGCCAUAGCCAUGUCAUUUUAGUCUUUGUUAUUUUUUUCUGGGGAUUGAAACCCAAAUUGAUAAUUAGUUUAAAUAAUAUAUAAGUAUUUGUAAAAACAGCAAAAAUGUCGGCUUCACUCGAUAACACUUUGGAUCCUAUGGAAGAAAUCCGAUUCCGAAAAAAACAUGGUGCCAACUGGCUAGAAAUACAAAAAGAUACUCACUUCACCUUUAAUGAAUUAGAACAUAUUAUGGUGAUAUUUUUCAAAAUCCAAAAAAGAGACGAAAGAUGCCCUGGUACAGAUCUUAUAACAAGAAAUCACUUCAGAGACGUGCUUCACAACGGCCUGGGGAUGACAGACGCCUAUAUGAUGGAGCGCGUGAUGGUAGCUUUGGACCGAGGAACCUCGCCACAUGUUACCAUGGCAACCUUCGCUAAAGCAAUGUCCCUUUAUCUUCGAGGCGAUCUAGAGGAACGGAUCGCAUAUGCGUUCACUUGCUACGAUUUGCUGGGUGAAGGGCAGCUGAGGCGAGAGACUAUGUACCAACUGAUGAAGAAGAGUAUCGCCAAGGCUUCUAGAGACGACGAUGUAGAAGAAGCAGUUAAGGAACUGGUAGAUAUAAUGCUGAAGCGAAUGGAUCCAGAUUUGGAUGGAGUGAUCAAUUUCCAAGAUUUUCACGAUAGUGUUUUAAAGACGCCAUCUUUGCUGGAGAGCCUCGGCUACUGUUUUCCGGAGAGACCCGCGGUAUUUGCCUUUAUAGCGACCUGGUGCCCAGUCUGGGGAAAAAUGUGAAAUAUUUUGUAACAGGUUAUAAAGUUAAUUCUGUAAUCAUUUUUAUAUAGGUAAAAAAUCUUAAUCAAAUAUUGUAAUGAAAUCAAUAUUGAAAUAAUGAUAAUUAUAUAUGUACAAUGAUUUAAUGUCAGUGUUUUUACUUUGAGUAGUACAAAGCAAGUUCGAUAGCAUAGUUGAUACGAGAGGCAUGAAUUGAUCGUAGCCAGAAUCAACGGCCUGUAUACAUAUGACGGGAAGGGACAAAAGCAAGCAAGUUGAGCGUGACUUAAUAAACAGUAUCACAAAAUAAAAAUAUAUUUCCCAAGGGUGCAACUCGCAAUUUUGGUUAAUAUUACCUUAUCUUAUCUGUUGAGUUCAUGGCCUAAUAUUUCGUUUAUAACACAAAGAAUACUGUAAUAGCUCUGCGGUAAUAUCUCUCUUGAUUGCUGAAUGCGGAUGAUGAGCUUCCUAAUGAAGCCCCACUGCUAAUCAAGGAUUCGAUAGGUACGUAAUUGUAUCAUAUUGUUAUUACUACAGGGUCGGCGAACUGAAUAUAGACAACACGGUCAGACUAUCAAAUAUUACAUAUUUUAUAUUAGCUCUUAUUUCGGUGAGUGUAAAAACUUAUGUGAAUCAGAAAUUGUUAGGUGAAAUGUACCUAUUCGAUAGGACGAAAAGUAUGGUUUUAAAAAUUAUAUAUGAUUUUACCAGGUUAUUCGUCAACUGGACACACGCAACUCGCCACACGUGUGUCCAGUUAGUAAAAAUCUUUGAUUAUAUAUAUAUGUCUAGAUGGAGUGUCACCAUACAAUCCCAACAAAGAAGCUGUGACAAAAUUGUUAUGCAUGUGUGCGUGUAGAUGUCAUUUUACAUUGCGCGUUGACGUAAAUAAUGAUACCAGCUUCUAAGAUUCUCCCAUAAAUAAUGAAAAAAAAAUAGACUAAUUAAAUAAGUUUGUAUACAUAGUGUUAUUCGGUUUAAUUAUAACUUUAUAGAAAAUUGAACCUUGCUUGUCACUGCUCCUUCUUAAGUCUUCGGCGCCCUAUCUUGACAGUACUCAUGUCCUUGCUGCGAAAGUUGAUCGGAACACACUACGGUAUUUUUUGUUGGUGUCCACAUCGCAUCUCCGCGGCUUUUUUUUAAUGCGGUCUAUCAACUGACUCCUAACAAUAGGAUUACUUGGAAUUCAAAAAAAAAAUGAUGUUACGUUGAUGACCAUAAUUUACUAAUCAAAUAAUAGUACAUAAUAUUUUGGAGAAUCAGAAAAUGUCUAUCCGAGCAAUAAAAAUAGAAAUUAUACG
Molecule: messenger RNA, 2056 nt
Organism: Helicoverpa armigera (cotton bollworm)
Lineage: Eukaryota; Metazoa; Arthropoda; Insecta; Lepidoptera; Noctuidae
Product: calaxin
Exons: 5
Coding region: 108-776 (222 amino acids)
Molecular function (GO): calcium ion binding
Source: RefSeq, a predicted model, not a curated record